AUGUCAGAGGCAGUCGAUCUCUCCUUUCUCUCAGAGACGGAGCGGGAGUUGAUCCUGAAAGUUCUUCAACGAGACGAGGAACUCCGAAAAUCGGAGGAAAAGCGGAUCAGGAGACUAAAGAAUGAGCUGCUGGAGAUCCGGAAGAAAGGGGCCAAGAGGGGCAGCCAGCGGUAUGGUGAGCGGACUUGUGCCCGGUGCCAGCAGAGCCUGGGGAGAGUCUACCCCAAAACCAACACUUGCAGAGGCUGUAAUCACCUAGUGUGUCGGGAUUGCCGCACCCCUGGCACUCAUGGCACCUGGAGGUGCAAGGUGUGCGUCAAGGAAGCAGAGUUGAAGAAGACAACCGGUGACUGGUUUUAUGACCAGAAAGUGAAUCGUUUUGCUAACCAUCUGGCCAGUGACUUGGUGAGAAUGUCCCUGCGCAAGAAGCCAACAGCUAGUAAAAGAGAUACUGUGGGCCAGUCUCUUCUAAGUGAGGCCCGGACUGGGAUGAAGAGCACCCAGGAGCCACUGAAGGCGUUCAGUUUGUCAUCUGAUGCUUCAGAAUCCAGAGCUGGAAAGGAUUCUCUGGAGCCCGAGAGCACGAGCAUGGAAGAUAGCCAAGCCAAUGCUGUAGGCGACACUUGGAGAAACCCUCUGGAGAAAAUCGGAGCCCUCCGAGAAAGCAAGAGGAGCUCAGAGGGUCCAGAGUGCAGCUUUUUUAUGGCCGUCACCAACAAGGCCGAAGCAGACAACGAGGCGCAGCCUGGGGCUCUGAGUGCGGGAUUUGCAGAUGAGACUGAAACAAUAUUCAAGAAGAAUCCCAGGAGAGCACUGAGGCCUUCAGAGUAUACUAAGUCUGUCGUGGAUCUUCGCCCAGGAGACUUAAGCCCUGGCAGUGGCUCCUUGGGAGAUAGAAGCAGGUCUGUCCCAGGCCUCAUUGCAGACAUGGAAGAGGAGGAGGAAGAGGAGGAGGAAGAGGACAUCGAUAGCCUGGUAGAGAUCCAUCGGCAGAAGACUGCAAGAAAUAGCGUGCGUAGUGGUUCUUCCUUGAGCACGAUGGGCAGCACGGCGAGCAUCUACAGCGAGGCUGGGGAAAUCGGCAACAUCUUGAUAACGGGGGAGAUUGCCAUCUCCUUGCUGUAUGAGCUGUCCUCACAGACCCUGCUGGUUCAUGUGAAAGAGUGCCGCCAGCUGGCAUUUGCUGAUGACAUCAAGAAGCGCUCAAACCCGUAUGUGAAGAUUUACCUCCUACCUGACAAAUCCCGACAGGGGAAGCGUAAAACCAGUGUCAAACAGGGCACGGUCAACCCAGUAUUUGAUGAGAUUUUCAGAUAUGAGAUCCCCAGAUCCCUGCUGUCUCAGAGGCUCUUGCAGUUUUCUGUCUGGCACCAUGGCCGCUUGGGCCGCAACACUUUCCUGGGAGAGGCUGAGGUCAACAUGAACUCCUGGAAGCUAGAGAAGCCUCUUGAUCAGUGGCUCUCCUUGCAUGGAAAGAUCAGUGCUGAGACCCUGGCUGGCAUCCUGCCGAAAAAAGGCGAGUUGGUGGUUUCCUUGAAAUACAUCCCGGCCUCCAAACUGCCGGUUGCGGGAGACCACAAAAAAAGCAAAGGUGGGGAUGGAGGAGAACUCCAGGUGUGGAUUAAAGAAGCCAAGAAUCUGACUGCUGCCAAAUCUGGAGGCACCUCAGACAGCUUUGUCAAAGGAUACCUCCUUCCUAUGAGGAACAAGACCAGCAAGCGUAAGACCCCAGUGGUGAAGAAGAGCUUGAACCCCCACUACAAUCACACCUUUGUUUACUAUGGAGUGAAGCUGGAGGAUCUGCAGCAUGUGUGCCUGGAACUGACUGUGUGGGACCGGGAACCCUUGGCCAGCAAUGAUUUCCUGGGAGGAAUCCGGCUGGGUGUUGGUACUGGCAUCAGUAAUGGGGAGAUGGUUGACUGGAUGGACUCUGCUGGGGAAGAAGUGAGUCUGUGGCAGAAGAUGCGUCAGUACCCAGGCUCCUGGGCAGAAGGGACCCUGCAGCUCCGUCCCACCAUGGCCAGGCAGAAGCUGGGGUCCUGAGCCCUGGCUCUCCCUGAAGCUGCAGGACCACCAGGCAGGCCAAGCUUGAGAAAAUAAGAGCCCGGCUUUGUACCACCUCAUUACCCAUGUAGACACACACGUGUGCAUGUAUAGCCGUGCUCUCUGUGUAGCUUGCCAUCCUGCAGUGAAGGUGGGGAUUAUUUCUUUUAAAGCAACCCCAGUACUAUUGGGUUUAUUCUUGGUCAGUGUUUGUGCUUGUGUUCAGUCUAAGCUUGUUUUCCUUCUUGUAGACUCUAGCCUCACCUCUCCGUUUUGGGUCAGGGUUAAAUGUAGUGUUUAGGGACUUGAAACCACCAAGUUUUCCAUCCUCUUCUACUCUAUACCUGCUCCCAGGGAGUCCAUGGCCUCUUGGGUCUUAGCCUUUGCCCCAUUCAUGUGGGUCCUGAGGUAUAUGUACCCCUUGCCCAAGGCUGCCAGGGGCAGAAAAAGGUAGAAGAGAGCAAACAUCAAGCUCAUCUCCUUGGGAGAUGAAGGCCCUCCCUCCUCAGUACUCAGCAGGGCAGCUGGGCUCCUUUGUAUUUCAGCCUCUUUUCAGUUCCUAGUCAGUUGGGCGAGAGGGAAGGGGGCCAACUCAUUGCUUUUCUUUUUAAAGAGGUUCCCCUGAAUUGGAUUCCCCCCUCCCUCCUCCCAAACUCCACGUAUCUUGGCAAGUCUUCAUCAAUGGUAGUUGGAUUCAGUGUGUAAGACACUGCUAAGGCCCUCGGAUAUGUUUGUCAGAAACCUUGGGCUCAAGGAGUUGUUGUCUAAUAGUGGAAGAGCAGCUUAAAGGCAAAGGAGAGAUCCAGGCAAACUAUUCUGUGUCUGCGGCUUGGAGAAGGCUUCACAAAUGAGUCAGAACCUAAGUUGGGUCUCCAGGGAAAGGGAGAAGCCUCCUGCCAACAACCAGGGGGACAGGAGGGGGAUUCCAUUUGAGAUAUGGAGGGUGGUAUAGCAAAGAUGAGCCAAAGGCAGGACAAGGCCUUAGCAUCUCUACUGACCAGUAGUUGAUGCAUUGAUUUUUCAAGUAAGCCCAGACUUUGUGCUUGACCUAGAAUGUUCAGGAAAGGAUCUCCAGUAUGGGUCCUCCAUAGGUUAGGUCUAGUGGCUGGGAAUGAAUUCUCUAAUGCUUGCUCAGCCUGUUUCAUGCUGACAAGACUUCCUUCCCCCCCAUCCCCAAAUGCCCUUACCUAUAUUGAGUUGUCAGCCAAAGGAGAUACCUGGGAGAGGAAACCACUUUCAGUGGAGCAAGCUUAACCAGCUCUUGCCCAAAUAAGCCAGCUGAAGAAAUUGCUGUUGUGGGGAGGAAUUGGAUGGAGGUUAUCUGGAUUGUUAGGGGUUUGGUUUCAUAGCGUCAGGCAGGGAGAGGGCCCUGGCUACAAUUUGUUGUGUUUCUGUUUGCCACCUUUUAAAAUGUUCUUUCGUUUUAAUAAAGCUUUCUUACUUG
Messenger RNA from Gracilinanus agilis (Agile Gracile Mouse Opossum), 3487 nucleotides. RefSeq names its product synaptotagmin like 4 (gene SYTL4). The record is from RefSeq and is a predicted model, not a curated record. Gene Ontology annotation, biological process: intracellular protein transport; exocytosis. The coding region runs from base 1 to 2043 and encodes 680 amino acids. Gene Ontology annotation, cellular component: plasma membrane; exocytic vesicle. Gene Ontology annotation, molecular function: small GTPase binding; neurexin family protein binding. NCBI's taxonomy places the organism in Eukaryota, Metazoa, Chordata, Mammalia, Didelphimorphia, Didelphidae. The transcript has 16 exons.